Fopius arisanus is the source of this 3229-nucleotide messenger RNA. RefSeq names its product Sine oculis-binding protein (gene Sobp). Gene Ontology annotation, biological process: animal organ development. The transcript is spliced from 4 exons. Bases 445 to 2355 code for a protein of 636 amino acids. Lineage: Eukaryota; Metazoa; Arthropoda; Insecta; Hymenoptera; Braconidae. Gene Ontology annotation, cellular component: nucleus. The record is from RefSeq and is a predicted model, not a curated record.
GUUACGAAAGUAUCGCACCAGCUCUCAACAAUCUCCCACUUUUUCAAAACAACUUGUUUAUUUUUAUCACCAAUUCCUGGUUUCACCCCCCAACCAGUAUUUUUCUACAAAACACCUACGCGACUAAACCAAAUCGAUUAAAUCUCGAAAAAUUGAACCCUGAGUUUCGAAAUAUCAGGGGAAUAAUUAAAAUUUUAUUUUCAUUCCCUCGGACACGUGAUAAAUUAUUUUUGUCCUCUUCAUGUAAAAAAAAAAUGGACUAGUGCAGAAGACACGCGUUGACGUCGAAACAUUCAGCGAGAACGUAAGGAAUAAGAGAUUUUUUUUCUUCUUUGGGAUUAUCUGGAAAUGAUAAGAGGCAUCUGCAAUUUUUAUUUUAAUUCAGAGUUGUGAAAUGUGAAUGGAAAAAUUGAAAGGUGUUUUGCGGAAUGAGUGUUAUGUAUAAUGAGUAGUAAAUUUCGGCUUUCACCGUUGUCAUCAUCCUCGUGCUCUUCGUCAUCGUCAUUGUCUUCGAAACGUGAAAUUACCGUCAGGAGGAAGUCGAGUCGUCUGAAUUCCUUAUCAUCGAGUCAGAACAGCUGUGGGGAUCAGGACUCUGUCAGUGUUAAAGUCAAGAAAGAACAACCGGAGGAUGAGAUAAAAGAGUAUGCAGCGAACGCAAUGAGUGAACUUCUGGGUUGGUAUGGCUAUGAAAAAGUUGACAGUGGCUGCACCCGGGGCCUGAACCUGGACCACUUCGCCUCGAGUAGUCCCAAGUACCACCUCAAUGCCCCAACCCGAUUAGUCCCCGCCAAGGUCACAUCACCCGGUAUACCCCGGAAAAGUCUUUCAAGGUCACCCCCAUCGAGGACCUCAAGGUCAUCGCCGAGUAUUUCCGUGGUGUCCUACAAGGAGAAUGUCCUGUCCCAGGCAUCUCCACCCUCAUCCCUCAGGACAGCACCAGCCAGUCCGAGAAUCAUCGAGAACAGCGACUCGGCAUCUGACACACCUGAUAGUUCGACGUGUUCGUGGUGUGGACGUGCUGGUGGUGCCUGGGAACCGGGUUCAGCUGGUUCAAUGUCAUUUGGUGUUAUAAACAAUUCAGGUCGUUUCUGCAGUGAAGCGUGCUUCGCAGCAGGCAGACGUGCUGCAUUCAAAAGAGCCAGAACUUGCGACUGGUGCAGGCACGUCAGACAUUCCGUCAGUUACGUUGACUUUCAGGACGGAGAGAGUCAGCUUCAGUUCUGCAGCGACAAAUGCCUAAAUCAGUACAAAAUGAAUAUUUUCUGUCACGAAACGCAGACACAUUUAGCGCUGCAUGGGAUAAGCACAUCAUCGCCAUCGGCUUCAUCGACGAAUCCAUCGAACUUGGGUGGUUUGAUAACGCCAGAGCUGUGGCUCCGAGACUGUCGAUCUCCACCACCGACCCCAGAGGAUCCCGACGAAGAUCCAUUAAUAGUCGACGACGAGCCUCACGAUCCCGAGGAGGCAGCCCUGACAGUGACAGGACUGGUAGAUCAGGAGAUGUCAUCACCGACGAUCGACGUGGAAGAAGCGACAGUUGAGGAAGCGAUAAAGGAAUCCCUGAAGGAGGAAGAGGACAGGAGAUUACAAUGUCGAAAGAACGAGUGCUCAUCGAAGCCCAAAGAUCCGGAGGACAGCGAUGAACAAUUGGAGCCAAAACCCAGCAGUCCGAAGGACUCGAGAAAGCCAAAGCCCCAGGAGAACUGUAUUCACCUGAAGGACAUGAGAAAAUUGCUGUCGAAAGGGAGGCAGAUGACCCCAAAGCCCAGGAAGUGGCUGGGUGAUUCCAUUCAACUGGAGUCUCACAUCCCCAGGUCCACCCCUGACCUCCAGAAUCAUCAAAACACAAGAAAUUAUACUCCCCAUCCUCAGAAUUACCGUCAGCAGAUAAUGGGGAUGAUGGGGCCACCCCUCCACUCGUAUCACCCUGGGUUACCGCAGAUUAAUGCACCGCAGACAGGACUUCUGCCUCCUGUCACCGUUCUAGUCCCCUAUCCCAUACCUAUACCCAUUCCCAUACCCAUACCCAUACCAAUUCCACUGUUUGGCAAGUAUUUUCAGCCUCAGAAUGAUAAGGAUGAUACGAGAUGUGAGGGCAAUGAGGCAUCCGCGGAGAGCCCUCAGGAUCUAUCGAAGCAUCGGAAGUUCGAGGACUGCAAGAAUUCGGAAGAAAAUUUGAGGACUGAUGAAUCUGGCGGAAGUAUUGUGGCUAGUUCUUCUAGUCUUGAUGGCGUGGGGAAGGAGAAAAUAGUCAGUUUGAGGAGACCUUUGAGGAAGAGACGGCGACUCUCGGGGGCACAUCCUGACGAUGUCGAGGGGAGAAUCAAGAGGAGGAGCAAAAUAAAUGUGUAAACUCUGGGGACGGCCUCGAUUAUUCGGUCAUAAAAAGGAAAAUUUUAUAAACUUCAGAUGGAAUCGUAAUAUAAUUCUUAGAGGAACGCUAGGUUUUUCUGAUAAAUUUUUUCUAUUUGUAUUGUUCAGGUGACAGCGCAAUUCUAUGUGAAUGGAAUCUUUCGAUGCAGAAAAUCUCUUCACAAGAAUGUCAAUUAAGCUCUGAAAAGAUGAGUGAAAAAUGAUACGGGUCACGUUCAUAUGUUUUGAAUGCCUAUUAUGUUUUAAUGUUUCUUCCAUGUGGGACGCAGAAUGCCAUCGAUUCACUCCCGACACAUCUGCGCAAGUGCCUGCGCACGUGACACAUGCGCAUUCCGUUGUUUUCAUUUGGAGGUGAAUGCGAUAAGAACCGAAAAUUUUGAAUUUUCGAAGAGAAUCGACAGCCAUUUAAUGAACUCACACGUGAGAAAAAAUUAAUAGAAAAUCCCAGAGUUUUUUGUAAGAAUUUCGAAAUUUAUGGGUUGCAGGUCGUCUUAAGAAAUUAAUUUUGAUUUACCAAGUGUUCAAGUAAUUUCGUCUUGUUUAAAUGCUGGAUGACGUUAUUAGUGAGGAUUUGGCAAUGAUUUUAUUGUCACUGAAGCUUUACUCGAUAGUUCACUGUUAAUUAGUGAUUAAUGUUGAUUAUAUUUGAUGAUUUUUACGUACCGAGUGAUAUGUAGAUCAAUUGAUUUCUUCAUUGUUGCAUUGUUAGGUGCCUAAUACGAUAAUUGUUUUUACACUUGGUUAAAAGAUCGUUAAGAUUUAUGUUAUUCGUCGUCUUUGUUUUUGUAUAUAUUUAUAUGUGAUUAUUUGUGAAAGGUACGUUGAAAUGAAACUUGUACAAAAUAAUUUUGAA